UCUAGACAAACGUCAAUGGAUCAAUUAGCAGCAGAAAUACUUUCACGUGUGAAGACCCUGGCCAUCUGCAGCCUGCCGGCGUUCCGAGGGGGGACAAAGAUGAUCGGGACUUUGCAUCGGCCAGCCAUCGACAUCACGCUUCCAUUUGCGCUCUGGUGUCAAUUGUGUCCUGCUGCACGUCAAUUUGCUUCCGCAACCAGCUUGUUUCCCCAUUUCACUCCUAUGGCCGAGGACCCCGCGCGUGCAUAAAUUAACCGAUCCCCCCAGCCUGCUCCAUGUCGUUGCCUUCCCCCGUCACCCAUCCCAACAUGCCGCCGAGCAAAGAAACUGCGAAGCAUGAGUGCGUCUCCGAAGACGCGCUGCAGCACUUAUAUUCCUACAAAUACUCGAGCGUCGACAAGUCCUUUAUAUCGCGGUACAUUCUGAAGCAUUACUGGAACGGAUUCGUCGAAUUGCUACCGCUAUGGCUCGCUCCGAACCUCGUCACAUUGCUGGGCUUUUUCUUCAUAUUGGGGAAUGUAGGGAUUUUGAGUCUCUACGUGCCGGAUCUCGUUGGACCGGCACCUUCCUGGGUAUAUUAUAGCUUUGCUUUUGGCAUGUGGAUGUAUUCCACCAUGGACAAUGUAGAUGGCAAACAAGCACGUAGAACCGGAACAUCGAGUCCUCUAGGAGAGCUGUUCGAUCAUGGCAUCGAUUCCCUAAACUGUACGCUGGCUAGUUUGCUGGAAACUGCUGCUGUCGGGUACGGUUCUACUCAGAUUGGCGCAUUCACCGCUCUUGUGCCUGUGCUUCCCAUGUUCUUCUCCACUUGGGAAACUUACCAUACACAUACCCUGUAUCUUGGUUACUUCAACGGUCCCACUGAGGGCCUCAUCUUAGCCUGCACUUUCAUGUGCAUGUCCGGAUACUUUGGACCUCAGAUUUGGUCUACUCCUCUGGUCCAGUAUCUACCGGCUUACGAGGCAUGGCUCGGUGACAUGAGCUUUCGGGAACUUUGGGUGCCCAUGAUCUUGUCUACUUUCUUCAUCGCACAUUUGCCGGCUUGCGUCUUAAAUGUUGUCAAAACCCGUCGCGCGCAGAAUCUACCCGUUAUGCCACUAUUUUUGGAAUGGACUCCACUGGUCAUAUUUUGUCUUGCUACCAUGGCUUGGCUAGGUUCACCGUACUCCUUUAUCCUCAAGGACAACCACUUGGUCCUCUACUGCUUGACCAUGUCGCUAGUAUUCGGGCGCAUGACGACAAAGAUCAUCCUCGCGCAUCUUACCCACCAGCCCUUCCCAUACUGGACCAUCAUGCUGGCUCCCAUGAUCGGCGGUGCUCUAUUAGUGAACCACCCCUACUUCACCAUCACAGGAACCACCUUCGGCCCUAUUUCUGCGGGAUUCGAGCUAUGGUACCUCCGGUCGUACUUUGUGUUUGCCGCUGUUGUCUACGGCAAGUGGGCUCACCUGGUCAUUACUAGCAUAUGCGACUUCCUCGGCAUCAACUGUCUCACUAUCAAACCCAAGCAGACAAACGAGAAAGGCUCGAGAUCGAAUGGAGCUGCCAACGGCUUCCGUCCGGACAAAGGCCGUACGGAUUGA
Periconia digitata is the source of this 1583-nucleotide messenger RNA. NCBI's taxonomy places the organism in Eukaryota, Fungi, Ascomycota, Dothideomycetes, Pleosporales, Periconiaceae. The record is from the annotation of a GenBank genome assembly.